UGUUACUUUCUCUAGCAAUACACGAGAAGACCAGCUGGGGGAGCCACCCGGAUAGUGUACUCAGCCACAGGGGCAAGGUUCUGUUAUGUGGAAUAUUCAGACAUAUGACAAGGCAUUUUUAUUGCAGCGCGCUCGCCAUCCAUUUCUUGCGCGUUUGUGCGCCAUGUAGUGACUUUCGGAGAGUAAUGGCAUUUUGCCCGCACGGCAGUGGCAACUGACUGGAUACAGAAGGUGUGUUUUGGUUGAGGGAUAACGCGCAGGUCGUAACGUUGACAGGCGUGGCGGUGGGCAGGACCAGGCUGCCUGAACGACGGCAAACACGGGGGAUGCGCUGCGAGCGGGAGACGUUAAAACCUCACCAGUCAAGUGAUAUAACAAUUCAGUGUCUGGAAACAGCGCUGUUAAUGUUCAGUUUUCUAUUCAGUGUGAUUACGACAAAAUAGUCAGUGAGCUUCCUGCUGUUCACAAAUCUACUGUCGUACCAAGCAUCUCGAGAAGGCUACAUGCUUAGAGGGCAAGGCGUUGGAGGAUGCUCUGAGCUAAGCUCUCUCCUAUCUCCCCGUCUUAGCACUGUCCUCCUCCUCUGAGCCACCCCACCCCAGCCUGCCCCACCCCACCAUGAGCACCUCCUCCAGCCCCAAGGGGCCCUCAGGCCAGCAGAGCCCCACUGACGGAGAGGGACCCGACACCGACACCACCAUCCAGUCACCCCAGCCGUCCACUCCCUCCGCCAGCCAGAAGAAGCGCAUCUCCAGCCUCCUGCAGAGUCCAUCUUUCAGAGAGGAGCUGGAUGUGUUGAUCCAGGAGCAGAUGAAGAAGGGGGGCAGCGCCUCCAACCUGUGGGCCCUGAGGCAGAUCGCUGACUUCAUGGCCACACAUGGCUCUCCCGCCGGCCUGCCCGUCUCUCCAUCCACCUCCACCAUGGUCACCCCCAUCAACGACAUGCACGGCUGGGAGCCCAGCUCCUUGGUGAAGGGGGAGCGGCUGAUGCGCUGCAAGCUGGCCAGCGUGCACCGUCUGCUGGACCUGUACGGCUGGGCCCAGAUCAACCACGCCUGCCUCACGAUACGCGUGAGCAAAGAGCAGGAGCACUUCCUGGUGCUACCGGACGGUCUGGCUUACGGAGAGGCCACCGCCUCCAACCUGGUGAAGGUGAAUGUCCUGGGGGAGGUGGUGGAGAGGGGCAGCACCACUCUGGGCGUGGACCUGGCCAACUUCAGUCUGCACUCGGCCAUCUACUCGGCCCGGCCCGACGUCCGCUGCCUGCUCCACCUCCACACGCCGGCCACCGCUGCGGUGUCUGCUAUGAAGUGUGGCCUGCUGCCCCUGUCCCAUGAGGCUUUGCUGGUGGGCGAUGUGGCCUAUCUGGACUACAACGGCCUGAUGGAGGACGAGGAGGACCGCGUGGAGCUGCAGAAGAGCCUGGGGCCCACCUGCAAAGUUCUGGUGCUGAGGAACCAUGGCAUCGUGGCGCUGGGGGAGUCCGUGGAGGAGGCCUUUUAUACCAUCUAUCACAUCCAGGCUGCCUGUCAGAUCCAGGUGUCAGCGUUGUGCUGCGCUGGAGGAGAGCAGAACCUGAUCAUGCUGGACCGCUCCACCCAUAAGCCCAACCCCACCGGCACCGUAGGCUGGGCUGGCUCCACCUUCGGUCCACUGCAGAGGACCCGCCUGGGGGAGCACGAGUUCGAGGCCCUGAUGAGGACCCUGGAUAACCUGGGCUACCGCACGGGCUACGCCUACCGCUUCCCAGUGCUGCUGGAGCGCUCGAGGACGAAGCGGGAGGUGGAGAUCCCAGCCACCGUCUCGGGCUUCAACUUCAAGGAGGACGGAGGAGGAGGCCCCCACCAGCGCCUGCACCCCCACGCACAGAGGCAGCAGCAGGAGCGCACACGCUGGCUCAACACCCCCAACCUCUACCAGAAGGUCAACCAGGAGCAGGCCAGCCCGGGCCAUCAGCGCACCACGUGGCUGAAGGCGGAGGAGAUGACCCAGAGCAGUGGGAUGGCCAUUAAGAUUGAGAACUCCAGUCAGUUCGUCCCACUCUUCACCAACCCACAGGAAGUGCUUGAGACCAGGAACAAGAUCAGGCAACAGAAUCGGCAGGACAUGAAAACGGCUGGGCCACAGUCACAAGUACUUGCGAGUGUCAUCACAGACAACACUCCGCCGUCUCCAGAACCCGCACCGAUUCCCAGCACACCAGAACCCGAACCUCCAAACCCGUUUAACGAGCUGACAGACCAGGCAUUGGAGGACUAUCGCAAGGAAGUAGAGAGGAAACAGGAGGGAGUAGAAACCGGUGGGGAGGAGGCCAGUGAAGCUGGGACUCCCCCACCUUCCUCCCCCACCAAAGAGAUCCCUUCUCCCAGCAAACCUCCACCUGAAGAUGGCUCGAAACCCGCCGAAGCCAACGAGGUGGUGAAGAACGGUGGAACUGCGGCAGAGGACGUGGAAGAGAAGCAGCAACAGGAGGAGCUGGAGAAAGACAUGAAGGCUCUCACCACCAACGACACCACCACCGCGCCCCCCGCCACCCCCACCAACAAGCCCGCCGGAGGCAACACCCCCGAGGGCUCGCCCUCCAAACAGUCGCCCUCCAAAAAGAAGAAGAAGUUCAAGACUCCUUCGUUCCUCAAGAAGAGCAAGAAGCAGAAGGAAGAGAAGAAGGUGGAGGCCAAGGUGGAAACCUGAGGGGCUUUGGGGUGUGCUGAAUGAUCCUGGGGCUGGUGUUCAUGCCCAGACUACUCACUCACAGACAAUACGACCCCUUUUUUAGUGAUGGGCAACAUGGAUUCGUAAGCUACAACCCCGUGCCACAUAUUCCAAAAUGACCUGGUUUUACCUGUGCAACUAGGGCAUUUAGAUAGGUGAAGACAGAUCUUUUGGAAUAUGUGACACUGGAUUAUGGCUUCCGAGUCCAAGUUGUCCAUCACUGUUUUUCACUCUCACAUACAGAAACACAUGCAUAUUCAUCUUCUUUCAUCUUUCACGUCAAGAAUAUUGUAAACUCCCUCACUCGCGUACUCACUCACGAUUGAUACACAUCUCUUGGUAUUCCCCUUCCCGCAUCACAUGUCCCUCUCUCACACAGAAGCCUACUAACCACACAGCAAUGUCUUCUUCUCCUCCUCCCAAAUGGAAUGGUUGCAUUCCAAGUGGACUUCACAGCAGACAACAACACACACAAAAAUAUUGCAAACGAAUGCAGCCCGAGAACAAACCAACAAGAAGACACACAAAAAACUGCAAACUGUAAACAGCAAAUGUCCCAAAUCAACAUUAACCUUUCAUAGCAUAACCCAUGCACUUAACACUUGUUUUGAAACAAAAAAGAAUGUUACUUAAAAAAAAAACACUCACAACUUUGUUUGUCCUUACUACUCAUUCACUUGGUGGUGUCAGACAUAGGAUGCGUGCUAUACACAGGUUUUUAGUUAUCGUGCAGGUGUACUCCUUCGCCUUUGAAUUGAUGGUUGAGUGAUAUUCAUGCUUGAUCUGCAGGGAUAAGUACAAAUAAUAAUAAUAAUAAUACAAAAAACCCAGAUGAACCAGAAUAAUGAACUCUGAAUAUGAACGUUAAUCUUGGCUUUUGGGGGUCAAUGAAACAAAUAAAAAUAAAAAAGUGCAGUUUUAAACUGUCCAGAUUGACUGAAAGCCCAACUCUGAACGGCACUAAACAUUCCACUUCCUUCUUUUUUUAAAUGAAAAAAGAAAUGUAUGUAUGCAAAGCGCUCCUCACAGCUGUACUUAUUUUUAUGGUCUGUUAACUAUUAUUUAAAUGCUUUUGUGUCUAUAUUUGCUGUUUGAAAAUAUUCAUGUCAUAUUAGAAUGUAUAGUGCUAACUGCUAGGUUCAAAAUGUACCAACCAUUAAAAAAAGGAAAG
This is a messenger RNA of Engraulis encrasicolus (European anchovy), 3883 nucleotides long. RefSeq names its product adducin 2 (beta) (gene add2). The transcript has 15 exons. Gene Ontology annotation, molecular function: actin filament binding. The record is from RefSeq and is a predicted model, not a curated record. The coding region runs from base 619 to 2691 and encodes 690 amino acids. Lineage: Eukaryota; Metazoa; Chordata; Actinopteri; Clupeiformes; Engraulidae. Gene Ontology annotation, cellular component: cytoskeleton; plasma membrane; postsynaptic density. Gene Ontology annotation, biological process: barbed-end actin filament capping.